UUUUCUUUAUUUUGCUUAAAGUGAAACAAGUCUCAAAAGCAUUUAUGAGCAAAUAGAAUACAAAACAAUAGCAUUACUCUCUUGGGAUUCAAAGGUAACAUUGGACCAUAAAGAUAUUUUUAGUUCAUCUUGGAUCUCUAGCUAUCAAAGAAGUACAAACAAGUGUGGCCCCAAGCUCAAAUCUAAUCAGUCAUGGCAUAGUUUAGGCUUUCUUAGUCUUUUCAAUUUCAGUAUCUUCUUGGUUGCCUCCAGGAAGCAAUGUAGUUGCUGCUGAUCAAUAGGAACAGAAACUUUUGAAUUCAUGCAGUAUCUGCCAAGACAGGAAAUAUUCAUCUCUCAGAAUUACUGUUUAGUCAUCUGUGCUCAAAGAAAGAAAUGCAAAGCAGAAGAUGUAGCCAAGCCUGGACUUGAGGUCCAGCUUCAGCCUCCCUUAGCAAAUGCAAUGAAAUAAUUCAUUGCCAUUUGUUAAUAGCCACCAGUGAAACUAGGAGUUACUAGAAUUCCAACGGAGAGCUGCUGAGUCCCAAGAGACAUGUUUAAAGGAAAAGAGGGAGAAAAUGUUAGACACGAACACACUGAAAUCUUAAAAACUACUGAAGCACGUAGUCAUCAGUGGCCACAAAGAUCGGUUAUUCACUUGAAAGAAAAAGAAAAUUGUGAACUUGGAGGCAAUGGACAACAAGGAGCAGGUUGCAGAGAUUCUGUUGUCCCUAUCACCUCUGGAGGUUGUUGAACUUAAAGAAGGAAUCAAUUUUUUUCGGAAUAAGAAAAGUGGCAAAAACUACAUCUUAUAUAAAGAUAAAAACCACCUUCGAGCAUGCAAGAAUAUGUGCAAACACCAAGGAGGAUUGUUUAUAGAAGACAUUGAAGAUUUAGAUGGAAGGUCUGUACGUUGCACAAAGCACAAUUGGAAGCUGGAUGUGAGCACUAUGAAGUACAUCAAUCCUCCAGAUAGUUUCUGUCAAGAUGAACUAGUUAUUGAAAUGGAUGAAAAUAAUGGACUUUUGCUAAUGGAGUUGAACCCUCCUAAUCCUUGGGAAGCAGACCCUCAUCCUCCUGAAGACUUAGCUUUUGGAGAGGUUCAGAUAACAUACCUCACCCAUGCCUGCAUGGAUCUCAAAUUAGGAGAGAAGAAAAUGAUAUUUGACCCUUGGUUAACUGGUCCUGCCUUUGCCAGAGGAUGGUGGCUGCUACAUGAGCCUCCCUUGGAUUGGCUAGAGAGGCUGUGUCAAGCAGAUCUCAUUUACAUCAGUCACAUGCAUUCUGAUCACUUAAGCUAUCCUACUUUAAAGAAGCUUGCUGACAGAAGACCAGAUAUUCCUAUUUAUGUUGGAAACACAGAAAGGCCAGUGUUUUGGAAUCUGAGGCAGAGUGGUGUGCCAUUGACCAACAUUCACGUAGUGCCAUUUGGGACUUGGCAGGAGGUAGAUCAAAAUCUUCGAUUCAUGAUCUUGAUGGAUGGCAUUCACCCUGAAUUAGAUACUUGCAUCAUUGUGGAGUAUAAGGGUCAUAAAAUUCUCAAUACAGUGGAUUGUACCCGACCUAAUGGGGGGAGACUUCCUGAAAAGGUUGAUCUGAUGAUGAGUGAUUUUGCUGGAGGAGCAUCUGGCUUUCCAAUGACAUUCAAUGGUGGAAAGUUUACUGAGGAGUGGAAGGCCCAGUUCAUUAAAACAGAGAGGAAGAAACUCCUGAACUAUAAGGCCCAGCUGGUGAAGGACCUACAACCCAGGAUUUUUUGUCCUUUUGCUGGAUAUUUUGUGGAAUCCCACCCAUCAGACAAGUAUAUUAAAGAAACAAAUAUCAAAAAUAACCCAAAUGACCUCAAUAACCUCAUUAAAAAAAUCUCUAAUGUUUCUACGUGGACUCCUCAGCCUGGUGCCGUACUAGACCUGGGGAGAAUGCUGAAGGAUCCUACAGAUAGCAAAAGCAUCAUAAACCCUCCAGCUGGGACUAAGAUUUAUAAAGAUUCCUGGAACUUUGAACCAUACUUACAAACAUUGAAUUAUGCUAUAGAAGAUGAAAUAUUUCUUCACCCAUCCUGGAUAAAAGAAUACUUCACUUGGGCUGGAUUUAAGAAUUAUAACCUUGUGAUCAGAAUGAUUGAAACGGAUGAAGAUUUCAACACUUUGCCUACUGGAUACAACUAUUUGGUUGAUUUUCUAGAUUUAUCCUUUCCAACAGAAAGACCAAGCAGGGAUCAUCCAUAUGAAGAAAUAAGGAGCCGGGUUAGUGUUAUCAGGCAUGUGGUAAAGCAUGGAUUGCUUUGGGAUGACUUAUAUAUAGGAUUCCAAACGCGACUCCAGCGUGAUCCUGACAUUUAUCAUCAUCUGUUUUGGAAUCAUUUUCAAAUAAAACUUCCCUUAACACCACCAAACUGGAAGUCCUUUUUGAUGCAACAAGGAUAGACUACUUCAUAGAAUCUCAAGCACCAUGAAAUGUGAAGAAUUUGUUGACAUUACUUUCUGAAGAGCUGACACAAGAUAACACUAGCCUUAUAAAUCAGUUAAUAUUGCUAUCAAUAAUUGAUUAUCAUACUUUAUAAUUUAUAUGAUCUUUUCCUUGAAACACAUUUUCUUACAUACAUACUCAUACAACUGAUAUUAACAAAUCCAAUGCUUCUCCAAUAUUUGAGUCUCAAGAAAUUCUAAUUCAAAACACUGUUAAAAUAUUCAUAAAUCACAAAAACAAACUAUGCCUAUUGAAAACAGAUAAAUUAUCAAAAAGCAGUUAUUGAAUUUAUUUAAUAAAGAUGUAUUAAAGGCAAUUAGGGGGUACAAUGGAUAGAGUACUGGAUUUGGAGUCAAGACCUGAGUUCAAAUUCAACCUCAGAUACUGACUGUAUCACCUGUGCUAGUCAUUUAACUUUCUUCUGUUUGUCUCAGAUUCCUCAUCUGUAAAAUGGGGAUAAAAAUAGCACCUAGCUCUCAAGGUUGUUGUGAAGAUAAACAAUAUUUGUAAAACAUUUAGCACAUUAUCUGACACAUAAUGCAAUGCAACUAAAUUCAGUUCAAUAACCAUUUAAUAAGCACCUACAGGGUUUGAGACAAAGUGAAAUGUAUGAGAAGCAGAAAAAAAAGGAGUUCAAUAAUGGUUUCAGGAAUGGAGCAGAGGUAAUGAGAAGGCUAAACCAAAGAGAGUUAGGAAAGGGACUGGGAGCAGAAAGGAGGAGAGGAGCUAGGAAAGGGAAAGGAUUGAGAAGCUUAUGAGGAAGAGAAAGAAUCAGGAGAAAAAGAACUUGAGAAGAGAAAAGAAAAGAUGGGAGACAGGUAUUGAAAUUGGAGGAAAUAGAAGGAAGAGACUUUAGUGGUUAAGAGGAAUUAUUGGAAGGGAAGAAAACAAAUAUUCAAAGUUACAUUUACAGUUGAGAGGGGAGGAAAUGUUGAAGUGAUGUAAAGGUAAAUACCACAUUUCCAAUUUUAUUCUAAUCUGAAAAAAACAAAAAACAUGCAGUGUGGUAGAAAGAACACUGGACUUGGGAUCGAAAUUAUAAUUUGUUUUUAUUAAUUAUAUUUCUUCUAGUUGUGUCCAUUUAUUUUUUUUAAACAACCCUUGAGGCAAAUACUAUUACCCACAUUUUACAAAUGAGAAAAUGAUCUCAAAAGCAGAAUGGUUUGCCUAUCAUACUACUACACUAGUGAAUGUUGGAAUCAGCAUGAGAAUCCUAGGUCUUCUAUUCUUUUUUUUAAAUAAUAUUUUAUUUUUCCAAAUAAAUGCAAAGAUAGUUUUCAACAUUCA
This is a messenger RNA of Antechinus flavipes (yellow-footed antechinus), 3735 nucleotides long. Its product is annotated as cytidine monophosphate-N-acetylneuraminic acid hydroxylase. Bases 672 to 2405 code for a protein of 577 amino acids. The record is from RefSeq and is a predicted model, not a curated record. The transcript is spliced from 16 exons. Gene Ontology annotation, molecular function: 2 iron, 2 sulfur cluster binding. NCBI's taxonomy places the organism in Eukaryota, Metazoa, Chordata, Mammalia, Dasyuromorphia, Dasyuridae.